This is a messenger RNA of Pangasianodon hypophthalmus (striped catfish), 6584 nucleotides long. RefSeq names its product OTU deubiquitinase 4 (gene otud4). Lineage: Eukaryota; Metazoa; Chordata; Actinopteri; Siluriformes; Pangasiidae. The transcript is spliced from 20 exons. The coding region runs from base 162 to 4121 and encodes 1319 amino acids. The record is from RefSeq and is a predicted model, not a curated record. Gene Ontology annotation, molecular function: K63-linked deubiquitinase activity; cysteine-type deubiquitinase activity. Gene Ontology annotation, biological process: regulation of protein K48-linked deubiquitination; negative regulation of interleukin-1-mediated signaling pathway; negative regulation of toll-like receptor signaling pathway.
UUUUUCCACCAGCAGUUCACAGAAAACGAAAGUGACUCCUAACUCCCUCUCCCUGCGUGGGUGUGUGUGUGUGCCGGCUUUAUUUGUGUCACUGUUCAAUAUGUAGCUCGGAAAUAUACGAAUCUCCAGUGCAAACACCUACUUUACUUUCUUAUCUCGUCAUGGAGAGUGGUGCAGGAGCAAGCAUGCAGCAGAACGAUGAGAAAAGUGUGGAGAAACUCAUGGACGAGCAGCUGAGAGCGAAAGGACUCUACCGCAAGAAGAUAGCCAAGGACGGCUCGUGCUUAUUCAGAGCUGUGGCUGAGCAGGUGCUGCACUGUCAGAGUCUGCACACGCGGGUCCGGGCCGAGUGUGUGAAAUACCUCAGACAGAAACGGGACCUGUAUGAGUCGUUCAUCGAAGGUGAUUUUGAGGAAUACCUGCACACGCUUCAGGAUCCUCAGAGCUGGGUUGGACAAGUGGAAAUAAGCGCUCUGGCUGUUCUUUAUAAGCAUGAUUUUAUCAUCUAUCAGCAGCCUGGAGAGCCUCCAGUGAACAUCACGGAGAACGGCUACCCUAAUAAGGUAUUGCUCUGCUUCCUCAAUGGGAACCAUUACGACUGUGUUUACCCGAUAUCUUCUGUCAGAAACGCUGCUCUGUGCCAGUCGAUCCUGUACGAGCUGCUGUAUGAGCGUGUGUACGGCGUGGACCGAAGCGUGUUGACGCCAAGCCUGAGGGUGUCCAAAGCAAACAAUGAGGCCAUUGAGACGGAGGAGCGUGAGAGCAGCGGGGACUCCGACCUGGACGAGGGAGAGGAUUUCUGGUCCAGUGAAGCUACAGGCAAGACAGCUGGUGUGAACAACAGGACAGCUUAUAAGGGUCGUGGGCGGGGCCAAGCCAGAGGACUAGGGCGAGGCUGCCUGCUUCGUAAGGUGCAGGAGUCCCUGAGCCCCACCCUCUUCAGGAAUGUAGAGUAUGAAGUGUGGCUGCGCUCAAAACGAGUUCAGCAGAGGAGGGAUUUCUGCAUGGCAGCCGGGAUGCAUUACAAGGCUGGAGACAAGUGCCAGGUGCGGUUGAAUAAUACCGAUCGCUUCUACAGUGCCUACAUUCAGGACGUCAGCCCUGAUGAUGGACCUGUCACUGUCUUCAUCGAGGAGCUUGGAGAGAAGUACAGUGUUUCACUGUGGAACCUGCGCACUCCUUCAGAAGACUCCUGGUCUACAGUGCCGGAAAAAAGCAAAAGACAAACUGCAUCCAGCAGCAACGGGCCCACAGAGCGGGACACCAGACCUGGGAGGAAGCCCAUGAGGUCAGUGUCACAUGGUCCUACAGCAUCCUCAGGCUCCACCCCUGGCAACCGCAUACAACAGCAGCAUUCUUGGCCCCCGCAGGCCAUCGUAGAGCCUCAAUCAGUAGGAAAGAAUGGUAGCAGCAGGAGGAGUGAUCAGGGCGCAGGGGGGUUGUCUGUGUUGCCUGUAGAGGAAGACGAACAUGCGCUGCUGGAGCUCCUGAACAAAGAUGAGGAGAAUUUCCCGACACUUGAAGCCAGUGCACAGGCUGCUAGUGUUGAAGGGAGUAGAAGAGCUGAGAAGAAAGGCUCCCGAAAGAAAGCUGGCUCAGAUACCAAAGAGCAAUCUCUGAACCCUAUUCACAAAGCAGAAAGAGGAAAACAGGCAAAGAAAGGUUCGGUGGAUCAAGACCAAAGAAUAUCUCCUCCCCCCAAAGAGGAACCGAACCCUACACUUUCCACUACCUUACCUGCCCCCACAGCUCCAAAGUCCACAAAAGCUGCCCCUGCAUCCACAGCAGCACCUGCCCGAGUUCCCUACAAAGCAUCAUCAUCUUUGUCUGCUCGCAUUCCCCCCAUCCAGUCUCAAACUACCCCUGCUCUGUCUACGAGACCCCCGGUUUCUUUCCACACUACCCCCAUCCAGUCUUCAACUGCCCCUGCUCCAUCUACAAGACCCCCAGAUUCUUUGCACACUACCCCCAUCCAGUCUCAAAUUGCCCCUGCUGCAUCUACAAGACCCCCGGAUUCUUGCCAGACUACCCCCAUGCAGUCUUCAACUGCCCCUGCUCCAUCUACAAGUGUGGAUUCUUUCCACACUACCCCCAUAAAGUCUCCAACUGCCCCUGCUCCAUCUACAAGACCCAUAGUUUUGUUUGAGGAUACCUCCAUUGAGUCUCAAGCUGCCCUUGAGCCAUCUGAAGUGAUCCCAGUAUCUUCUCGGUCUACCCUUAUCCAACCUCAAACUCUCCCUAUGCUUGCCACAUCUGUACCUACCCCAGUAUCCUCUCAUUGUACCCCCACCCCUUGUCUUGCUUUGCCCAAGCCCAUCCCUUUGACACCACCCUCAUUACCCCAGAACUCCUCUCAAACAAUUCAGUCCCAAGUCUCAGAUCCAACUACCGCAGUAACUACCCCUGUGCCCUUGAACCCUGUUCCAGAAGCUACUACCACCCCUAUUCCUUCUCAAUCAACCACAGUACCUUUAUCUCCAGCCACACCUGCCCCUAACCCUGUAUCUACCCCAUUAUCUUCCCCUUCCUCUGCUCAGACUGCUCCUGCAUCCACUCAUGCCCUUUCCCAAACUACUUCAGUAACCGCCCAGGGACCUGUCCCUGCACCAUCUCAAAUUACUUCUGCCGCUGAGGUGUCUGGUUCAGCAGAUCUUUCUGCUGCCUCAAAAUCUCCUCCUGCUCCGACGGCAUCUGAGCAGUCUGAUGCAGCUGGUGUACACACUCCUGUCCAUGUCCCCCACUCCAUUACUCCUCCAGCUCAACCUUCUCUUGCCCCCUCUUACCCUGUUGGGUUUGGUAUUCAUCUGCCUUAUCCACCCUACCCCCCAUAUCCAGCCCCUGUGCCAUCUUUAUCUCCAAAUAUAUCUGCCUCCAUGCCAGAUCCAUGUCUUCCUCCUGCUGUCCCAACUCCAUCUUUCUCUCAUGCUGCCGAGUCCUACCUGUAUGAACCUGCAGUCUCCCCUGUUACAGCAGGUUCUGGAGGUGCCAUAGUGCCCGAUCUCACACUCGCACAGCUUUGCCAAGACAUGCUUUACCCCGGUUUUCCCCAGAAUGAAAAGGAUGAACCUGUCCAGCCUCCACCAUUCUCCCGCCACAAUACUGGAAAAGACCUGCCAAGUGAUACAAGUGUCCUUAGAUUCUUCUUUAACCUUGGGCUUAAGGCAUACAUGUAUCAGAUGUUGCCUCCAGUUACCUACCUGGCACCACUGUUUCAGGCCUACCACCACAUGCAGCUCAAAGUCUCUCCUUCUCCUGUAUCUUGGCAACCAGACAACAACUCUAGACCAAUUUUUCCUUCCCCCAAUCCUUCCCCUGCUGGGAGCACUCCUGUUAGUCAUUUCGAGGUAAGGGGCAUGGUCCGCACCCCUUCUCCGAUGGAAGUCGGGGUGUUCGGCCAUCAUUCAGUGCCUAUGCAGAUGCCAUUGCCCAUUGCCUCCCAUCCCCCUGUAUAUGCAGGUAUGCAUUCAGUGCCCCCUGCUGGUCCAUCACUACAGUAUUCUGCCCCUCCCCCCUCUGUAGGGCCUCAGCAUCUCUCUGUCCCCCCUCCCCGACAUUAUGGGAUGGAGAUCCCCUUGCCGACAGUGCCACCAAUAAUGGAAGGAGGUCAGGGGGAACAAAGGUCUUUGACUCCACAGGUAGAAAAACCAUUUUGGGCAGGUCAAGGUCAACAACAUUCAGAGGGUGGAGACAUCAAGCCAGGGGCUGUCCCUGUUACCAUGGAGAGACAGUACAGUAGUGGAGCUCAAGCAGCUCUUAGUGGUGGUGUGCCGAGUAAAGGGGCGGAGACGACAAUGUUGGCCAAUGGAAACAGACGAGAGAAGGGUGGUGGUUUUGUAGGAUCCUCAUUGGAAGACUGGGAGACAGACAAGGUGGAGUUUGGUGAUGCAGAUCUUAAAACUGGGAGGAGCUACCACAGUCAGUUGUACAAAUCUGGAGGUAGGCACAGCCAGGAUGACCGAGGAGGAUUCAGGGGGCGUGGUUCACGUGGACGGAGAGAUUAUACAGUAUGGGGAAGACAAGACCACAGAGGGUCUGGUGGGAGGAACAGGGUGCGUGGCUACAAUAACACCAGACAGACAGGAUACCCAAGCGGGCAGUUCACACCUGCAUCCCAAAGCUGACAAUCACUCGUUUCUUUUGCUAUAAAUUCACUUGGAAUUGGGUGAGGUGUUGUUUUUUAAAACUUUCUUUUUUUAAUUUAAAACUGUUUCUUUUUUGCUGCUGUGUGUUCCCAGAAAGGCGUAUCCACUCUGUAUUUAUAUGUUUUCGUGUGUAUAUUAAAGGUAAUAAAAGCUUGAAGCUGUGGUGAUUUUUCUCCACGCAGUGAAAUAUGGAGACGAACACCUUUUGGACGGCGCUAAACAUGCACCGUAUCUCUCACAUGAAAAGCAAUGACUGCACACACUUCACAUUCAUCUCACUGAGGACGUGAAUGUGACGAUCAGGACUUCACCCGAAUCUCGCUUAUGAGCUUUUGUUUACUGGUGGUUUGAACUUUAGACGUACAUUCAUGGCCUGUUCGAAUCAAGUCAGUCAUGUAACAGGAAAAUGGCAUAACUCCAAGACCCUGUUUUUUUUUUUGUUGCAACAGAUAUAUACUGUAGAUUUUGUUGUUUUUUUUAAAUGUAUUGUUCUCUACUUGUGAAGGAGUGAUUCAGCAAAAAAUUCAAAAUUACCCAAUUUGCCACCUCCAAAUGUAGUCCAUCAGCUAGGACAAUAUCCCCUGUUUGCUUCUUGAAUUCUGCUUUCAUACUUGGCAGUUUUUCUCAGAAAAGGUCCUAGCUGGAGCAUUUUUCUGUUUAUAUGAAGAAAAGAAAAGCGUUUUAUGCAAAAUGCCCACUGUAACCAUAACAACGCUGUUACCAGUCCUAGCUAGUAUAAGCUAACUAACUAGUAUAGCUUGUUCUUUAGGUUAGAUUUAUUAUUAUCAGUGAUGCAGAUGAAAUAGUUUGGUGUAACUGGUGAUGAGGAGGUUGUUUGUUUUCGCUGUAGCUUUGGAGGUAGGAAAUUAGGAGAAUUUGAGCGGCUUGCGUUAAGCCACAGUUCAAGUCGGACGUCUCAUCACGUACCAGUGAAUGUCCUGAACAUACACGUUAUUUUUAGUUGGAAUAUUGGCAGUGAAAUAUUUUCAUUUCGUUAUAAAUCUCAUAUUCGCUUAGAUUAAUUUUUACCUGCACUUUUACUUUUUUAUGUUCUCGCUUGCAACCUGAUUGGUCAAGAGGUUAAAAAAAUUAAAUCACUGAGCACUUUUUUUCAACUUUUGGAAGGAGGUUGAGGAAGGAAAACAUCAAUAAUAGUAAUAGCAGCCUAGGUUAUAUACCAGGUACACUAUAUAGGCAAAUGUUUGUGGCCACCUGAUCAUCAUGCCCGUAUGUGGGGUGUCCACUAGAGGUAACUAAUGGGCCCAAAACCUGUUCCAGCAUGACAGUGCCCCUGUGCACAAAGCGAGCUCCAUGAAGACAUGGUGUGUUAAGGUUGGAGUGGAAGAACUCGAGUGUCCUGCACAGAGCCCUGACCUCAACCCCACUGAACACCUUUGGGAUGAACUGGAACACCGACUGAACCCCAGACCUCCUCACCAACAUCAGUGCCUGAUCUCACUAAUGCUCUUGUAGCUGAAUGAACACAAAUCCCCACAGCCACGCUCCAACAUCUAGUGGAAAGCCUUCCCAGAAGAGUGGAGCUUAUUAUAACAGCAAAGGGGAAAUAAAUCUGGAAUGGGAUGUUCAACAAGCACAUGGGUGUGAUGGUCAGGGGUGCACAAACCUUUGACCAUAUAGGGUAUAUAUGCAAGGUUAACAUAGCUAACCAGUAAAAAUCUCACCAAAAAUCUUUUCUGCCUCAAAUCACAUUCAGCAGAACUUCCUGUAUCUAUAAACAUGAACUAAACCUAACUGUGUAGCUGAACACUGGAAUGUAAUGAGGGCUGCACUUUUAAGUUUAAAAGUAGAUGUUGUUUAAAUCACAUAUAUGUGUAUUUAUAUUCACCGAUUUUUUGGCGUAGGGGUUCCAUUACUCGUUAGCUUCAGCACAAAUCCAAAAAAGCAAACAUCUCUCAGCUAAUCGGCUACGUUCAGGGUAAGUGGCAACAUGGUGUGAAUUCGUUCUUUUGGCUGAAUUACUCUUUUAAGCACAUAUGAAUCAAGUUUACGAUUUACUUUUUUUUGCGUGAGAAUUUUAAUGCUACUGUCUGUACAUUAUCUUCAUCUGCCACCUUAUGAUGCACAUUAAGAAUUAGAGCUUCAUGCACUUUUAUUUCUGAACCUGACAGAGGACUUGUUCAGAUCAGGAAACACGGAUCUGUGGGAUGCGCCGAAAGCCUAACGACUGCAACUCACUCUCUCUUAUCUGCUGAAAGGUUGACGUUAUGUCAGUUCUCGUGUAGUGCCUUAGACUUUAUUUGGUGAGUUUCUCAGUUCUGAUUUGUUUAUGCACUUGUGAUGAAAGUUGAUGAGUGUGCCUUCUAAAGAAUGUGUUUGAUCAGUUGUUAAAUCGAGUGCCUACAUUUAUCACGCAACCAAAGAUGCAACUGGAUGCAAUUUUGAUACAAAACAUUAAUAAAGAGAUGUCGGCUUUUCUCAGAA